This is a messenger RNA of Scedosporium apiospermum, 867 nucleotides long. Its product is annotated as Acylglycerone-phosphate reductase. Lineage: Eukaryota; Fungi; Ascomycota; Sordariomycetes; Microascales; Microascaceae. Gene Ontology annotation, molecular function: triacylglycerol lipase activity; acylglycerone-phosphate reductase (NADP+) activity. The record is from RefSeq and is a predicted model, not a curated record. Gene Ontology annotation, cellular component: lipid droplet; endoplasmic reticulum. The transcript has 5 exons. Gene Ontology annotation, biological process: phosphatidic acid biosynthetic process; triglyceride catabolic process. The coding region runs from base 1 to 867 and encodes 288 amino acids.
AUGGCCAACUCUUCGAAACAGACCGCGCUGAUUACUGGGUGCAGCGAGGGCGGAAUCGGCGAUGCUCUUGCUCAAGAGUUCCAUCGCCGCGGGGUCCGCGUGCUGGCGACCGGACGCAACCUUGAAAAGCUUGCCCACCUCAAGAAGUUGGGUAUUGAGACAGUACAGCUGGAUGUGGAGUCGUCCGAGUCAAUCAAGGAAGCUGCCGUAGCAGUCAACAGAUAUACAGAGGGGAGGCUUGACUUCCUUGUCAAUAACUCGGGAUGUGGAUACAACGCAACCAUCCUCGAUACAGACCUCGAACAGGCAAAAAAGAUGUUUAACGUCAACCUAUUCGGCCUUGUCGAGGUUACUCAGGCCUUUGCUCCCCAGGUGAUCGCGGCCAAGGGCCAGAUCAUCAACAUCGGCUCUCUCGUCGGUAUCAUUCCCUUGCCGCUCCAGGGAUUAUACAACGCGUCAAAGGCAGCCGUACACUCGCUGUCGGAUACCCUUCGCAUUGAAAUGGCCCCGUUCGGCGUCAAGGUUAUUUAUAUUGUGACCGGAGGCGUCAGGACAAAAUUCUUCCUGAAUGCGCCCAAGUAUGACUUCCCGGAAGGGUCCCCCUACGAAGCUGCUCGGGAUAUCCUCGAACCAAUCUUGGCCGGUCGCACCACAGACAUCUUCUUGACAACCCCCGAGGAGUUGGCAAAAUCUGUUGUCAAGAACUCCUUUAGUUGGUGGCCUAGCACCAGAGUUUGGCCCGGCUUCGAGUGUCUUUUUGGGUGGUUUGUUACCACUUUCUUCUGGCAUACUGCUCUCGACGGUAUACUUUCUGGUAGAUUUGGGUUCAAGCAAGCAACCCCUAGGCUGGCGCACCUUAAGAACUGA